GAUCACAGACUGCAGACACGGCACAGGAGAUGGUCAGAGACUGCAGACACGGUACAAGAAGUGGUCAGUCACUGCAGACAUGGCAUAUGAGAUGGUCAGAGACUGUGGUCAUGAUACAUGAGAUGGUCAGAGACUGCGGACAUGGUAUAGGAGAUGGUCAUAGAGUGCAGGAAUGGUAUAUGAGAUGGUUAGAGACUGCAGACAUGAUACAAGAGAUGGUCAGAGACUGCAGACAUAGUACAAGAGAUGGUCAGAGACUGCGGACAUGGUACAGGAGACGGUCAGAGACUGUGGACAUGGUACAGGAGACGGUCAGAGACUGCGGACAUGGUACAGGAGACGACCAGAGACUGUGAACAUGGUACAGGAGAUGGUCCGAGACUGUGGACAUGAUAGAGGAGACAGUCAAAGAGUGCAGGAAUUGUAUAUGAGAUGGUCAGAGAGACUGCAGACAUGAUACAAGAGGUGGUCA
Staurois parvus is the source of this 472-nucleotide messenger RNA. The record is from the annotation of a GenBank genome assembly. NCBI's taxonomy places the organism in Eukaryota, Metazoa, Chordata, Amphibia, Anura, Ranidae.